UCUGUCCCAGUUCAGCCCCAGUCCAGCCCCAUUUAGCCCCAGUCUCUCCCAGUUCAGCCCCAUUUAGCCCCAGUCUGUCCCAGUCCGGCCCCAUUUGGCCCCAGUCUGUCCCAGUCCAGCCCCAUUUGGCCCCAGUCUGUCCCAGUCCAGCCCCAGUCCAGCCCCAUUUGGCCCCAGUCUGUCCCAGUCCAGCCCCAUUUGGCCCCAUCUGUCCCGGUCCAGCCCCAGUCCGGCCCCAUUUGGCCCCAGUCUGUCCCAGUCCAGCCCCAUUUGGCCCCAGUUUAUCCCAUUCUGUAG
Molecule: messenger RNA, 297 nt
Organism: Dryobates pubescens (Downy woodpecker)
Lineage: Eukaryota; Metazoa; Chordata; Aves; Piciformes; Picidae
Gene: AMELX
Product: amelogenin X-linked
Exons: 4
Source: RefSeq, a predicted model, not a curated record